Messenger RNA from Naegleria lovaniensis, 1644 nucleotides. RefSeq lists its product as uncharacterized. NCBI's taxonomy places the organism in Eukaryota, Heterolobosea, Eutetramitea, Acrasida, Naegleriidae. The transcript has a single exon. Gene Ontology annotation, molecular function: protein binding. Bases 1 to 1644 code for a protein of 547 amino acids. The record is from RefSeq and is a predicted model, not a curated record.
AUGAUUUCAAUCGAUAGCACUGUCCCGUCUAUCUCCACCAUCGCUACCAUCGGAACUACGGAAUGUAAUUUGCUUCAGCUUCCUGUUGAAGUUUGGAUGCAUAUUUUCAGCUUCCUUGAAUUUGAAAACGUCAAAAAGACAUCUCUAAAGAUCAGUGCAGAGCUUGCUGAUCAUUUCCUGAAUGAUGAAAAUGAAUUAUUCUAUCGCCUUUUCUGCUAUUUCGAGCUGAAACAAGAUUUACAGGAGUGUUUGGAUACCAUUCUCAAUAGACACAUUUACAACGAGGACCGUAACCCAUAUUUUAGGCGUGGUCAAACGAUGACAAAACUUUCGUUUUCUAGUCAUCCCAAAUCUAUGAGUCAGCUCCGCUCUAUGUUAAGGAAAAAGGUGGAACGCAUCAAUAAUUUAUUUCCUGAGUUAUAUCAGCAAAUGGAAGAGCAAGUGACGCAAGCUCUUAAGAAAACCUAUUUCGGAGGAAUACAAAUUGAAGUAGAAAGCAUUGAGAAUGGUAACAGCCAGAUGGACGUUGUUAAUCAAAAGAUAGCAGCCAAGAAUUUUACUUUGAAAUCAAAACGAAGAAUUCCAAAAUGGAAGACUAUUUGCACUCAUCUUUUUGAAAAUCAUCAUUACCGAAAUGCGUCUCAUUAUUUGCAAAUAUUAGCCAAUAUGCUGCGUCAAUGUAGUCGACGAAGUGUCACCUAUCGUAGCCUUAGACGAGAACACUUUUACUCGGAGAGAACAGAUAUCAUUAGAAAAACUCUUCACGCUUUAAAACUCUUACAACCACGAGAGCGGCAUGAGCUCAUGUUCAAAACAUACACCUUUACUCCAAAAUUCCAAUAUCGACGUCAGCCGUAUAGCCACAAUCUCAAAUCUGGGCUUUUUCACACCUUUGUUUUUAAUACGUACUCAUUACUCACUUUGUAUGUGAGAAUCGAAAGAAGUGAAUUUGUGGAAGCGUGUUCCGAAUUUAUUUUAUACUUUUUGAGUGAAUGUGAAAAUCAAAAUCCAGACAUCCUCAUUGAGCAAUUAAUCCCAAACAACUGCGCUCUAAUGUUCUUAAUGAGAAUUCGAAAUGAGAAAUUUGAGCCUACUGUCUUAACAAUUUUGCGUAAUUAUGCCAAAACCAUUCGACAAGCACCCAAAUCAUUGCUAUUUCGAAUUUUUACAUGUGCACUAAAGUUCAAUGUGCCAAUGGCUUAUAUUCGUGAGCUCUUUGAGCAGAAAAUCAUUACCAAGGAAUUACUGUCCAUGGAUCCUCCACCCACAAGAAAAAAACUCAACAUUUUUCAGUAUGCCAUGACUUCGGCUUCUAGAUGGGUGUAUUACGACUCUCAAUAUUAUUAUUACUCGGAUGUAUUUAACCUCAUUAUUAGCACCUUAGACGGAAAGCCAAUUCCAAAGUCACUUCUUGAUGACCACAAGGACGAAGGUAAAAAUGAUCCCAAAAAGCUUCGUGGGCUCGUCAUGCGACCCAAAAGCAAAGUGUGUUGCGCGUUGUUGGAAACCAUUUCUUCCUUUAAAACAUACAACGAACAUGCAACACGAUUUCAUCAACAUUUGCAAAGAUAUUUUAAAGAAGAGGAUCCCUUUUAUUGGGACGAGUGUGUUGCUUUUGAAAGACCAAAGUUUGGCAACAUUUAA